CGAACGGGACUUUUUACUGCGCUGUCACCUGUUCCUGACAAGCCGAGAUGACAAGGGGCAAGCUGGUGAAGCAACCGAAGCUUCUUCUUGUCCAGAGGCAGCACUGAUGUGCUCCUCGUCCUGCAUUAAUCCAGCUUGCUCGCCUCUCGCAAGACAACAAAGUCAUUAGCUGUGAACGGAAUCUGAUUUGAUUUGAACUUCCGCGCUGUCCCUACGGUCAAACGGCAGCGAGCCAUGUGGCCGGAGAUCGAUCGAUCGGGUGGCCGCGGAGAUCGCCCUGCCCUAUAAAUCUCCCCGUGUCCGAGCAGGCGAGCACACCUCAUCACCCACUGCGCUCCCAACUUGAGUUGAGCUAGUGCUUGACCAAAGAGCUCAGUAAUCUGCUCUCUAGAAGAGCGUGUCGAGCUAAGAUGGCCAUCUCGCUGAGCAGCCGGACCUUGGUGGCCGGGGCGGUGCUCGUCGCUGCCGCGCUGCUGCUCCCAGCUCGCCACGCGACGGCUGUCGCCGACGACAAGGCCAGGGCGCCAGCAUCGGCCAAGGAAAAGGCCGCGGCGCCUUCGGGCUACGACAGCGCCGGCAAGCCGCCGCCGUCACCGCCCGCGGACAUGGCCGCGCCGUCGCCGGCCUACGGCGCCAAGCCGCCGUCGUCACCGAGCGACAUAGCCAUGCCGCCUUCGGCCUCCGACAACUCAUCCGCGCCGCCGCUGUUGCCCCUCGUACCGCCGCCGAAGCCGCUGCCCUUCGUCAUCGUGGAGGGCGUCAUCUACUGCAAGUCCUGCAAGGGCAAGGGCUACAACACCGGCAUCGACGCGUCGCCGCUGCCAGGCGCGACGGCGAUGAUGGUGUGCUACGGGCGGAAGGUGGUGAACGCGACGGGGACGGUGACGGACGGCAACGGCUACUUCCUCAUCAUGUUCUACGACAUGCAGAACUUCAACGCCAAGACGUGCAAGAUGUACCUGGUGUCGUCGCCGACGCCGCAGUGCAACAAGCCCUACUACCCGCCCAACCAGUGGAUCGGCCUCUCCCUCGUCAGGGAGACCAGGACCAUCCCGCCGGCGGGGCUGCAGGGCAUCUACACCCCCACCAGCGUCCUCUUCUACGCCCCCGGCGCCAAAGGCCAGUGCCCCUACUGAUCGGCGGCGGUUGACCAGCUCAAAACCAUCGGACAACCACCCAUGGGAUACGUCGAGACCACCACCGUUUUCGGCCGCCGAUCCGCGUCCACGUUCGGCGCCGGCCGGCGGCCGCGCGAGACAGCGCAAGUUAAGAAGAUCGAUCCUGAUCGAUCAUCCAGGCAGUAAGUAAUAAGUAGCUAGGCAUUGCGUUCUUAGCUUAAGUUUUAGCUUCUAGUAUGUGAGUUCAGUUGUUCUAGUUCGAUCGGAGCGUGGCGAUGCUUUGUUUAUGGAUUGGUGUUGGUGUAACAUUGUGUUGUCGUUGACUAGUUGAUCAGUUCUUUAAUUUGUUUUCGAACUUGU
Panicum hallii is the source of this 1478-nucleotide messenger RNA. RefSeq names its product pistil-specific extensin-like protein. The transcript has 2 exons. Bases 411 to 1136 code for a protein of 241 amino acids. The record is from RefSeq and is a predicted model, not a curated record. NCBI's taxonomy places the organism in Eukaryota, Viridiplantae, Streptophyta, Magnoliopsida, Poales, Poaceae.